Messenger RNA from Salvelinus namaycush (lake trout), 1796 nucleotides. RefSeq names its product sphingosine 1-phosphate receptor 4-like. Lineage: Eukaryota; Metazoa; Chordata; Actinopteri; Salmoniformes; Salmonidae. The transcript is spliced from 2 exons. Gene Ontology annotation, molecular function: sphingosine-1-phosphate receptor activity. The coding region runs from base 201 to 1400 and encodes 399 amino acids. Gene Ontology annotation, biological process: G protein-coupled receptor signaling pathway. Gene Ontology annotation, cellular component: membrane. The record is from RefSeq and is a predicted model, not a curated record.
CAGGGGAUGGCUGUCCACACACCGCAUCACCACCAACAGCAUCUCUGCGCCAGUGGGUUGUGAGACCGCAGAGCUCCAGUGGAGAGACUGUUUUAGCCUGAGUCUAAGCCCACAUCAGGAGUUCUACACUCACCCAAGUCCUGCCUUGUCCAGCCCGACCCAGCCAUUUUCUGACUUGCCAAGCCCUUCACAACCCAGCCAUGGAUGCCCUGUCCUCCCUGAGCUCCUCAACCUCCUGCUCUCAUCUGUACCUCUGGGCCAGCAACACCACCAACAGCAGCGCUAUUAACAUUGAUGUGAUCCUGGAGCACUACAACCACACAGGGCGCCUGCAGCAUCGCGUGCCCCGCCAGGGUGGCCUGAGCUUGGCAGCGGCCCUCUCCCUCUUCAUCAGUGUCCUCAUCAUCCUGGAGAACCUGCUGGUCCUAGUGGCCGUGCUCUCCCGGAUCCUCCACAGCCGCCGCUGGGUCUACGUGUGCAUCGCCAACAUCACCCUGAGCGACCUGCUGGCCGGGGCGGCCUACGUGGUCAACAUCGGGAUGUCGGGCAGCCGGACAUUCAGGCUGAGCCCGGCUCUGUGGCUGUUCAGGGAAGGGGUACUGUUCGUGGCCCUCGCCGCCUCCAUCUUCAGCCUGCUGCUGAUUGCUGUGGAGCGCUACACCACCAUGAUGAAGCCGCUGCACCAGAAGUCGGCCAGGAAGACGUAUCGUAUCUACGGCCUAGUGGCGCUGUGCUGGAUCGUGGCCUUCGCCAUCGGCUUCCUCCCCCUGCUGGGCUGGAACUGCGUGUGCAGCCUGGAGAGCUGCUCCACCCUGCUGCCGCUCUACUCCAAGAGCUACAUCCUCUUCUCCCUGCUCAUCUUCUCCCUCAUCCUGCUGGCCAUCGGUGUGCUCUAUGGCGCCAUCUACUGCCACGUGCGCAGCAGCUCCAAGGUGGGCUCCCAGCGCAGCCGCAAGCGCUCCCUGGGGCUGCUAAAGACAGUCAUCUCCAUCGUGGGUGUGUUCAUCAUUUGCUGGGGGCCUCUGUUCAUCCUGCUGCUGGUGGACUUCUUCUGUGUGUCGAGGCAGUGCGCACCGCUCUUCAGCGCCGACUGGGUCAUCGCCCUGGCCGUGAUCAACUCGGCCCUGAACCCGGUCAUCUACACCCUGGGCAGCACAGAGCUGAGGAAGGCCAUCGCAGGCCUGUUGUGCUGCUGCUGCCUCAGGGCAGGCCUCUGUCACCCUGACACCUUUGUGUCCAAGGAGACCAGCAGCACUGGGAGCAUCAGGCACAGCAGCCUGAGGAACAGUUUCAAUAAGAUCAGGAGUCUCACUGUCAGCCCCCCGCCUGCACCCAAUGCCCCCAAGAAGAGCCGCCGCCUGAGCUCCACCACCACCUGCCUGUCUGUGUCGAGCGGUUAGACCACAACGGGCUGCCUGGGGCAGGCGUAGCUGUGUGUGUGUUUGAGAGAGAGACACAGAGAGACGGAGACAAAGAGUGUCAGUGGAGGCUCCUCAGAGCAGGAAGGGGAGGACCUUCCUACUCAGGUAGUUUCAUAAAAGUAAAAAUAUAAAAAAAUACAAAUAUCAAUUAUUAAUUUGUAGCAAACUGCAAUUAAAGCCAGACUAAGUCAAUGGCACAGAUGGAACUAUCCAAGCAGAAGAUCUCCAUCAAAAAUCGAAGUUAGGCCUCCCGGGUGGCGCAGUGGUCUAGCACUGCAUUGCAUCUGUGCCACCAGAGAUUCUGGGUUUGAGCACAGGCUCUGCCGCGACCAGGAGGCUCAUGGGGCGACGCACAAUUGGCCUAGCGUCGUCCAG